GCCCUGAGCACUGGUGAAUGUUCAAUAACGUAGCUGGCCAAGCUUUCGCUUCCUUUAAUUUUGUUCAUACAGAGAGACAUAAUUCAGUAAUGGAGAGCUUCCACUAUGUAAACCUAACAUGCAGCUCUGGCAAGAAAGUCCAUGGAGACCUCAGUAGUCUGACAGCGACUAGAGAAAUUUUUAUCACUGCGGACUUUGAGCUUGAAACAAGCCGAAAGGAGGUAACAGACACCUGCGAUGCGCGCUGUGCUCGGAAAAAGACUGAGAAGAGGUUCCGUAAAACCAUUCGGACCUUACGGAAGACAGUCAGCAGGGACCAGUUCCGUGUCCGUGUCUCUGGCAUGGACCACGAAGUGGCCAGAAAGUCUCUCAAGCUAUCAGAGCCCCAGCAGUCUUGUGGUGUAGGACAGAUGCAUGUUGGUAACAGAUGUG
Molecule: messenger RNA, 432 nt
Organism: Calidris pugnax (ruff)
Lineage: Eukaryota; Metazoa; Chordata; Aves; Charadriiformes; Scolopacidae
Product: signal peptide, CUB and EGF-like domain-containing protein 2
Exons: 2
Biological process (GO): signal transduction
Cellular component (GO): cell surface
Source: RefSeq, a predicted model, not a curated record